Molecule: messenger RNA, 348 nt
Organism: Peromyscus californicus insignis
Lineage: Eukaryota; Metazoa; Chordata; Mammalia; Rodentia; Cricetidae
Product: 40S ribosomal protein S26-like
Exons: 1
Coding region: 1-348 (115 amino acids)
Biological process (GO): translation
Cellular component (GO): cytosolic small ribosomal subunit; ribosome
Molecular function (GO): structural constituent of ribosome; mRNA binding
Source: RefSeq, a predicted model, not a curated record
AUGACCAAAAGAAGAAGAAACAACGGUCGGGCCGAAAAGUGCCGCGGCCGUGUGCAGCCAAUUGGCUGCUCAAACUGCACCCGGUGCGUGCCCAAAGACAAAGCCAUUAAGAAGUUCGUCAUUCGGAACACUGUAGAGGCCGCUGCUGUCGGGGACACAUCCAAAGCAAGUGUCUUCGACGCCUAUGUGCUUCCCAAACUCUCUGUGAAGCUGCAUUGCUGCGUGAGCUGUGCUAUUCAUAGCAAGGUAGUCAGGAAUCGAUCUCGUGAAGCCCGCAAGGACCGAACACCCCCACCACGAUUUAGACCUGCUGGUGCCGCACCGCGACCUCCACCAAAGCCCAUGUAA